UGGGAGUGGGAAAGCGAAAGGGGGGAAAAGAGCGGCUACGAGAGGAGGAGGGAGGCGUGUAGGAAGAGGAGAAGGAGGGGGGAGCGGAAGGCCGCAGGCGAGGGAAGAAGGACAGAGAGAGACAGAGCCGGGACGGGACGGCGGGUGAACACAGACAGACAGACAGACGGACGAGGAGGGGGCGGUCUCUGGUCGAGGAAGCGAAGCGGUGGCGGCGCUGCCCACCACCAGAGCGCGCAGGUCCCCCUGAGGGAAGGAGGGAGCUUCCCUCCGCCGGGCCUCGGCUGACCAUCUCAGGAGCAAGCAGCGGCAGCGGCGGGCUCCAGCAAGGGCGGUGCGCUGGGUCUGGGUAGAGCUGAGCUGGGCUGGGCUUCCCCUCGGUGGGGCGGUGACCGGCCCUCCCCACUGCCCGCCCUCCUGUUGCCCUCUCCGCCUCCCUCCUCCGGGCUGGUGCCGCCGCUGCCACUGCUAAGGGGGCUUUGGGCGUCGGGGGAUUCCUCGCCCUGCUGCUACUGCUGCUUCUUCGUUUGGGGGCCAAAGCCGAGCUGGAAAAAGGGAAGGCUCGAGGCCGCCGCGACCACCACCUCCUCCUCCUGCUCCUCCUCGCCGUCGACAUGUCGGGCCAGUCGAUCACGGACCGGAUCACGGCGGCGCAGCACAGUGUCACCGGCUCGGCCAUCGCCAAAGCCGUCUGCAAGGCCACGACCCACGAAGUCAUGGGCCCCAAAAAGAAGCACCUCGACUAUCUCAUUCAGUGCACAAAUGAGAUGAAUGUGAAUAUUCCACAGCUGGCAGACACGCUUUUCGAGAGGACAGCAAACAGUAGCUGGGUUGUAGUGUUCAAAGCUCUAAUUACAACACACCACCUCAUGAUGUAUGGAAAUGAGCGCUUUAUCCAAUACUUGGCAUCUCGAAAUACGCUGUUUAAUCUCAACAACUAUCUGGAUAAAAGUGCUAUGCAGGGCUAUGAUAUGUCUACCUUCAUCAGACGGUAUAGCAGAUACUUGAAUGAAAAAGCACUUUCUUACAGACUUGUAGCAGUUGAUUUCACCAAAAUGAAAAGAGGGAUUGAUGGUGUGAUGAGAAUGAUGAAUACUGAAAAAAUUCUGAAAACACUUCCAAUUAUUCAGAAUCAACUAGAUGCACUUCUCGAUUUUGAUGCAAACCCAAAUGAACUAACGAAUGGUGUAAUAAAUGCUGCCUUCAUGCUCCUCUUUAAAGAUUCCAUUAGGCUUUUUGCAGCCUAUAAUGAGGGGAUUAUUAACUUGUUAGAGAAGUAUUUCGAUAUGAAGAAGAACCAGUGCAAAGAAGGUCUGGAUAUUUACAAAAAAUUCUUAGCCAGAAUGACCAAAUUGUCAGAAUUUCUCAAAGUGGCAGAGCAAGUUGGAAUUGAUCAGGGUGACAUUCCAGAUCUUACUCAGGCUCCCAGCAGUCUGCUUGAAGCGUUGGAGCAGCAUCUGGCUUCUCUGGAAGGGAAGAAGACAAAGGAGGUUUCAGCUGCCAGCAGAGCAAGCACCCUAUCCAGUGCAGUUUCCACACUUGCUAACACAGGAAUGUCCUUCAGUAGAAUGGAUGAGAGAGAAAAACAGCAGGCGUUGGAGGAGGAGCAGGCUAGACUGCAAGCACUGAAGGAACAGCGAUUAAGAGAGAUUUCUGUGGUGUCAAAUUCUACUUCUACAUCUGCCUCUCCAAGCACUUUAUCAGGGAAGAGUGUGAACACCAAUGCUGCUGCUGUUGACCUCUUUGCAACACCCGCACCGACCACCAAUAGCAUGCCCAACCUUUCUACUGAUCUGUUUGAUCUCCAACCUGCAUUUGUCCCAACGGUACAGAGUACUCCAGCCAUAGCAACAUCAGCAAGCAAUGCCUGGGGAGGACCUUUCUCAUCCACAAAUGGUUGUGUUGGGUCUCCACCCCACUUGGACCUCUUCGAUAUGAAGCCAGUUGAAGAAGCUGUAAAAAAUACCACCCCUUUUGUGACAUCCACCUUUACCUCCAAACAAACAGUGGAACUGUUUAGUGGAUAUCCUCUUCAUUCAGCACCACAGAAAACUGCCUUUUCAACAAUCAAUGUUGAUUUUGAUGCUGUAUUUGGUGGAAAGUCAGCAGCACACGAAUUUAGAACUUCAACGGAUGAUGUAUUACAACCAACAGUACAAACACAAAAUCAGAGAGUGGCUUUAAUUGGUCAGCAGAGUGGGAAGAUUUUGGCCAAUGACCUUGAUUCUUCACUCGCUAAUCUAGUUGGAAAUCUCGGCUUUGGAGGAACACCAUCCAAAAAAUCUGAUAUGCAGUGGAAUCAGCCUACAGAGAAGAAACUUACUGGUGGAACCAACUGGCAAGCAAAAACAAGCACCUCAACUACAUGGAAUACUGUCCCUAUUCCUCCUGCUCCACAGAUGGUACCUGCUCCAGUAACUUACCCAGUGAAUACACCUCAAGUGCCUGUGUAUGGAAUGGUACCUACUCAGAUUGGAGCUACUCCUAUUAUGGCACCCCAGCCUAUGAUAUAUACCCAAACAGGUCUAAGGCCAACAAAUCCUUUUGCACCUAUCUCUGGAACGCAGAUACAAUUUAUGUAGACCUGCCAAAACAGCAAGACACUUUGAUAACCAAAUAUUGGUAGAAAGAAGACAGAACUUUUAAGCUGCAGUCUUCACCAGGGCACAUACUUGCUUCCCAUACAAUAUAAAUUACAUUGAAUUGCUGAAUUGAAUUCUUGUUAUAACAGUCACUGUGGUAUGAAAUCAUGUUUGGUUUUGGAUAAUGUUUUCACUGGAAAGCUGAAGUAUUUUGAAGCUGAAGGUCAGCAGAGCAUGAAAAGAAAAUCCUGACUUUCCCUUUUUAAACAAGAGCUUACUUGGAAAUCCUUUGCAACAUUUCCAUUCAACAGCUAGCCUCUGGUAAGCUAGUGGAGGGCAUAAUUCGUCUAUUUUCUCCCUGAACUCUUUGGCUGUUGUAAUCAUGGCACCACUUAAUGAAGUUGAGCAAUAAACCUUUCAGAUACUUUUAAGGAGUACCCGAUACAAUACAUACUCUGAUAAGAAUCUUGCAUUAUCAUAAAUGCCAAUAUUGUGUGAAACCUGACCGCUUUUUCUCAUGUUAGACUAGCUUCUAAUUCACAAAUUUUGUACUGUGAGUUCUAAAUGCUGUGAAUCAACUUUUAAUUAAAUGUAGGCCAUUAACAGAAAACUAGCUGAUUGGCAUUUCAGCAGAGUGUUGCCCGGCCAAGUGAUAGAGCUGCGCUUUGGCAGAGACUUGGCCAUUUGACCUAGUCUGAAGAACGUAGUAUGUUACAGUGUAGAGUGUGCAGUCCCAGCAUUGAUUGCAAUAGCUGCACUUCCUCUUAAAGCCUCGUACGUACAGCUAGCAGCAUCGUUUUGGAUUCUAGCUAAAGUUGCCUUCAUGUCCCAGAACAAGUCCACAGGCAGCCAGCAGCAGUGAGUCUGGGAAGCUUUUUGCCCUUUAUUUAAGAUGCAGGGCGCCAGCAUUUUCUUAGCCAUUCAUCAAUUACAGUGCUGCACUUUAAGAACUGGAAAAUUGUAUUCCUGAGCCCCUCCAUCCCUUGUGCAUAGCUUGUGACCCUUGUUUCAGGUAAGGGAGCAGGUAAGAAAUAAAAAAGGAAAACAGCCCAGUCACUACAUAAAAUGAACUUUUUUGGGGGUAGGGGAGGGAAGUGUAAAUAUUUGUAAACCUCGAAGUACAAAAUUUCUCAAGUGCUGCAGAAUCUUUUCUUCUUUGUAACACAUUCAAAAUGCAAAUAUUGUACUGCUUUAAGAAAUUUAGCUCAAAUGUCUUUUAUAUUGAAAAGUUGACUAUUUCAAGAUACAUAAGAUAUUAUUGCGGAGUAGGAUAAUGUAAGAUGUGUGAUAAUAUAGCCUGAUGGUCCUUGAUUUUCAAUACCUCCCCCCAAAACAAUGAAAGGAUUACAUUAAAAAUUACUAUGUAAUUUGACAGGUGGAGCUCAGGGCAUAUCUGUGAGGGGAGAUGGCGAGAAAUUAUUUUUUAAAAAAGCAGCUUUUUAAUGAAGAACAGCCCAGAGACCAGUUGUUUCCUUUAUAUCACUGCUGUGAUGAUUUUCUUGUCUUGAGCUCAUUACAGUAGCAAUAACAGCAAAAACGUUUGUCUAUUAAUGCCCUUUUUGUCGUUAAAAACAUUUUGAGAUGCAGCACCUGAGCUCAACCUUCCAAGUGUUUUUUUGCAAAGUUAUGGCCCUUGGGAAGGGAUUUGCAGGGGAGGAAAGUACUUUUGUGGAUCAGGCUGUCAAAUUCUAGAAAACCAGUCUUUUCUCUGUGUCUUUUGUGUUUGUUAAUAUUGUGCCAAGAAUGUAAAAAAAAAUUGCUUGCUUCAGAAAGGAUAUACUUGUUUUGUCAAACUAAACAUGAUUUUUUUAAAAGAAGAAACAUUUUUUUUACAUACGUGUUUGCAAUUUGUAACCACUAACUUUGUAUGGAUUAAAUGUUGCAAGUGAGAAAAAAUGUUUCAGACCAAAUCUUGGACAUGUACUGGCAAAGACAUAAAAUGAAUGCAUGUACAGUAAUUAAACGUGGAAAGUGAAUUUUCAAGGGCUUUGGGCUUUAAUGUACUCUCCAGGUUUGUCCAAAACCAAUAUUUAUUUUAGUCCUGUGUAAGCUGGAGCAGCUUACUUAUGGGCCUUGUUUUAGUUGAUAUUCUAAUGAGUUGAUUCAACUAAUCCUCAUUUAGGAUUAUGCUUCCAACCAAUGUUCAGUCUUUCAAGUCCAGUUUGGACCAGUACAUGUAUUUAAAUACAACAUGUAUUUUAUAAUAACUAGCUGGAAAUGUUUGAUUUCAGAGGCUAUGACCAUGUAAAGUUUGGGACUGUAAAAUAAGCAGCAAGUUUUUUUAACCCCCAGAGAUUGUUUUCUAAUAAUUCAGUUUAGCUGUGUUUAAUUUAUUACAUUUACUGGCUACAAUCUUAUAGCAGGGAACGUCAUGCUGUACCCAUCUCCUCAGAGAGGGCAGCUUCAGUUCUCCAGAUGAAAGACUUUGUGUGUGUUGUUUUAUGUGCUUCCUACAAUAUGCAUUAAUCAUUGAUGUAUCCAUUAAGAUCAGAUGCAAAGCAUAGUAAUGUUCCCAUUGUAACUUAAGCCCCAAAUAAUUACAGAUUCUUGCUUCUAUUUAAUAUGUAAUAGAAUCCAUAAAGGUAGACCAGAUUUCAUUGUAAUUUCUCUGUCCCCUAUCCUUUAACUUGACAGCUCAGUGGCCUGCAUUCAGCAUGCACAAUUUUCUGGAGUAUUUUUCAUAAGCUUGCAGUCUUUGUAAGCAGUGAUACUUGCACAACCCGCAAUAACUUCUUUCCCACAACAUGAAUGAAAUGUGCCCCAUGCUCUCCACACCAUUCAACAGUGUGACAAGCUUCCCGCUUAAAUAGACAUGAAAGUGUAAACUCUCUGUCAGCCUCAGUGUCCCAUUUUAUCUCUAAAAAGCCUAAAUCUGGGUGUUGUGUUUUCAUCAUAUAACCAAGGAGUUGGAUUUUAUACUACAUGAACUUUUUAGACAAUAAGCAGUUAUCUGUUUUUUCGAUAGAACAAUGGCAUCUUGUCCACAAUAAUUAUGUCAGUAGGUGUAUUCUGGCUGUUGAUAUUAGCAGUGAAACUCUGGAGGUAAUACAGGCAUACCCCGCUUAACGUCGCUUCACUUAACGUUGCCUCGGUAUAACGUACAUGCUCCAUACGUCCCCAUACCCCGCUUAACGUUUGCGCGCUUCGCAAUAACAUACACUUUAUUGUCAUGACGCCGCUGCCAUCUAGUGGUGAUUGCGUGCAGUACAAGUGAAGACAAUUGCUUCACUUAAAGUUUAUUUUCGUUUAAAGUAUACUCUCCGGUCCCAUUGCAAACGUUAAAGUGGGAUAUGCCUGUACUUAGUCUGUAGUUCUCAAAAUAAUAUAUAAAUCUCACUCAUCUAUCAUUUACUCUUUCAUGUAGGAGGGGUGGGAUGGUUAUGAGUUUCAUUCCAAUUCUGCCUUUGCCUCACAUUCAGGCUGGUACAAGAGAGAUCAGUGUCAGGGUGUGAGACUGGAAGAAGCAGAGUUGGGAAGAGCAGAAUCCAGUCAUUGCUAGUGCUUCUUGAGAUCAAACUGGGUAGCUGCCUGUUCUUAGGGAAUUGUACCACCAGAGCAGUUUGUUUGUAAGUGCUAGCACCUCUCUCUCUGUGCAACAUCUGGAGAAUUGGAACUCUCCUAUCUCUGCAGAGGUGGGUGCAUCACACAUUUCCUUGUUGCAAGAUUGCAAAGCAUCAUUGUUAUAGUUCAACCUAGCCGAUAGGUGGUGGAUGUGCGUUUGGAGUUGCUGCGGCCAAAAUUACACUUGUAUUCUUUUUGUCAGAAAAGCUAGAAGUACAGGUAGCUGUACUACUUUCAACUUCCAGUUCGGUAAAGGUUGUUUACAGUGAUGUUAGUGGUGUUCAUAAUUGAACUGUCUGGAGAUGUCAGAUUAUAUGUAUCUAAAGGUUAAACAAAAAGCCAAUAAGGCAUCCAUAAUACUUACUUGACAGUUUAAUAUAUUAGCGUGUUAAGGCAAACUAUAAAAGCAGCAAUUCAGCUAAAUCCAGGACAAGACUGCACUACAUAUGACAUCCCUGAGUAAAUUUGUUUGAGAAAAAGAUGCUGACUGACCUCCUGCCUUCUCAAAGAUACCAACUUUUGAACAUCUCUUUCCUUCUGAACAUACUGGGAACAUUAAGAUGCUUUGGUGCCAUUUCUGUUUCAUUAUUGUAGGGCAACCUUCCCAAGCUGACUGGGUCUGAUUGGAGUUGUAGUCCGACACAUCUGGAGGGCACUAGGCUGGGGAAGGUUGCUGUAAGGUUUCUGACCAUUAACAGGUUGCCCACAGAUGUGUGUCCGUGGUCCUGAAAUACUUGCUGGUGGAGCAAUGUUGUGGUGGCCUUGUCACAAGAUUAUCCAUGGGGCUCCGCUGGAAAGCUGCCAUAAUAAAAACCACAAAACAUAGGCAGAUUUAUUUUGUCUGUUUUUAGUUCCAUUGUUUCCAGUGAGACUAAAGUGCAAUGCUAUACAUGCCCACUUAGCAUUUAGUUUAAUGGGGUCUACUCCCAGGUAACUGUUUAUAGGACUGUAGCCUAAACCUUAUGAUGGGAAUGUCCUGGCUUUAGCUGUUUGAUAUUUUUAUAGUUUGAUAUAACUGGAAUGGGUUACAAUUCCCACAGGUAUUCAGAGAAAUUUUAUGAGGACGAAAACACACACAAAACGUGCGCAUACUUCUAUGUCCACACCAUUUUCUGCAUUUCCCUCUUACGACUUUGAUUUGGGAUUUUUUGUUUUUAAAAAAGAUAAAAUGCUGGAUAUUUACAAGAAUCCUGUCUUGAAUGCUUUAGGAAACAAUGAAAGUUUUAUUAUUAACAUUAUGAUUUUGUGCAUUCUUAAACAGGAAGAGAGGGGUGGCAGUUUCAUCAUAUGGCUUCUAGGAAGGGGUGCGAGAUUCCAAACCCUUGGAGUUAGGUGAAAGGUUCCGUUGUACAGAGUGCUCUUUCUAUGGGCCAAAUUAGAUGUGCCCCACUUUCAUAUAGAAUGGGUGGUGGGGUCUGUUCUUAAUACUGAAAAGUGUACAGAGGUAUGGGGAGCUGAGCCUGUUCCCUCCCCAUAGUCCAUUUCCCAGAUGGGUGUCUCCCCGCCCUUCCCCAGCUCUGCUGCAUGCCAGGAAAUUAAAUGAGCUAGAUGGGGAAUAAAAUGAUGGGGCAAUGAGCCAUAUGUAGUUAAGGCUGCAGAGGUUCAGUCCACUUUAUUAGUGCAAACCUUUUACAGUUAAAAAAUCAGACUCUGCUCCCUCCCAUGUUAUGUGAGACACAGGAAUAAACAAACAUGGCUGCAGUGGUCACAUUUAGUUGACCGUGAGAAGAAAAAUCAUGUGAUGUUAAUGGGUAAUUUGUCAUACUUGAAAAUGUCUCUUCUAACGCUGUUGUUCCUUUUUCUACUUAUACAUUCAUUUAAAAAAAUGUAAUAAAGACAUUUUCAUUCUCUGCAUAUGAUAAGAAUGUGUAGAGUUUUUUUAAAAAGCAAGUAUACUUUUUGUUUUUUUGUAAAAUGUUGUCUUUGACUUUACAAUUAAGUACAGGGUGUACCUGGGUCUGCUUGGGGUUUAUUGAUGUGUGGUAAAGAAAAUGGACUAACAUUUUAGAAUAGAAUGCACUGUGGAUCAGUGCUUUUAUUUGUACAUAAAAGGGAAAACUUGUUUUCUUUUUAAGUAGCCUGCAUUUUGAGGACAACAUUGAAAUGCACUGUGUACUGGCCACUUAUUUCCAUUUUACAGAUUAUAUUUUUGAGUAAUGGAGAACUGUACAUGCUAUCACUACAGUUUCUAGAAAUUGCUUAGAAAUGUUGCUUUCGACUCUGAACAUGUAAUUUGACUUCUUGAACUGUCCGUGUACUGCUUUAGUAUGCAUUGUGUAGCUCAGCCCCCAGCUUUAUUUUAAAAGAUUGUAAUCGCUAAUGUAGUCUCUCUUCUGCUCUCCCUACCCUACUCUUUUAACUACGUUUCUUUAGUAUUCUCCAAAUUGGUAAAUAUUUUGAUGCAAUUGUAUUCUUUUAUCAGAUAAUUGGCUAGAAUUUCCUCUGGGAACUGGAAGUGGCAGGGGGAGUUGUUAAACACAUCUGUUGCUCUGGGUUUGUUCUUAUUGGUAAUUGGUCCAAAUAUUUUCUUCCAUGCCCCACCCAAAUGUAAUAGAUAUGGACCAUUUUUAAUAGAUAUUUAUUUGGCAGACCCUUCCUUCUUGCAGGAUAACUCUUUAAAUUCUUGUAUACUUGUUCUCAGAGCUGAGCAGAAUUGAAAAUCCAUAUAUUGAAAUUUGUAUUUCAAAUAUUGUUUAAAUGGCAUCUUGUAUCUGAAAUAGAAAAUAUAUUGGAUCCCCCCCCCCCGGUACUUGGCCUUUUUCUAUUGUGCAGGUAAGACAAGCAAGGAAAAACUUUUUGUUGAUGGAGAAACCCUACAAGCCAUAGUAGGCUGGAGGUUUAGUUUGGUUUUCAAGAUGAUUUUAAUCCCCGUGUGCUCACUAAACAACAUACAGGCUUGGAUCCAGGUGGUCAAUAGCACAUAGGUCCUCCUGAAAUUAAUGGGACAAGUUAGUCAUGAUUUAAUUUUGAUAGAAACCAAGUUGGUUAUAUCCAAUCGAAUGUAUGGACUUGAUUGACUUGGCUCCAUUUAUUUUAUUAGGUCUACUCUGCACAGAACUUAGUUGGAUUCAACCUACUGCAACUAAGUUAGUCUGGGUUCAGCCUAUGGUGUUGACUUACGCAAAUCCUCUUGCAACCAAGCUCAUAGAACAGUAACCAUUCAUUUCCCCCCAACAAUCUUCCACUUUCUGGGUGGGGGGGCUGGUACAAGUCCAGUCCUUGCUGUCCUGCAGAACAGAGGUCACAGGCAGUCAGCUAAAUAUAGCUGAGCUGUCUAGCUAGACAGCUAAUCAGUGAGAAUAGAGCUAGAGGGCCGAACUUGAUGAUAAAUAAAAAUAGGUGUCAUCACAUUUCACAUGUAUUGUUUUUCUUUAAAAACAUUAGUGGCAGAAGGGCAGAUCAGAAUCAGAACUGUGGCAUGUGGAAGGUGGGGUGCCAUCUUGCAGCACCGGUGACACCCCCCCUCUGAAAACUGUUACUAGGGCAUAUGCCAAUAACAGUUUCCUGCCCAGACCAAAUAGAAGAUUGGGUGGGGUCAUCAAUGCUGCAGUGUUGGGAGAAGGGGUAAAUCCUACUUCUUGAACACUAUGGUCCUGAUCCUGAUUUCCAAAGACUUUCAUAUAUCUUUUUUGUUUACAGACAAAUGAAAUGUGAUUAUCCAUUUCUUUCAUUGUCUAAUUUGGUCCCAAGUGGUCAAUUGAAGGCAAAGAGCUGCUAAGUGAGUCCUACAAUCUUUGUAGUUGGAGAGCACCUAUGCUACAUCAGUAGUACUAGAGCAGGUAAGGCGAGUCUUUCUGUCCCUCCAACAAACACAGGGAGUUUUGUAUACACUAGUGCCAUUCCCAGAUAAUUGGUGGAAGUAACAGGAUAAAGUUCCUGAGACAAAUAUUUGGUUGCCAAUGUGGUAUUGCCAAUAUUUUUCCCUCUGCAAGUCAAGAUGUUAGAUUUUUUACAUCUACAGCACCUUAAUCUCUGGAAGUGUUAAUUGUGAGCAUUACAUCACAUUUUGAAUUGAAUCUUCAGUUCAGCAAGGCCUUGUUGACACAUCACAUCCAGCAUUUAAAGCUGUAAUCACUGCUGCCUAGCUGUAGUAGAGACAGACUGUAUUGAGAAAAAUAAUGUUGAAUGUAGCUGCAGAGUUGAUUUUUUUAAAAGAAAGUAUUUCUGUAAAUAUGAUUUCAUCAGUUUUGAGAACAAUUGUUCUAAGUUCUUAAAAUUCAGAGGGCAGCAAUAUCUGCCACAUUAAUUGAAUGACAAAUAGCGCUUCUGUUUGCCGCCCUGGGCUCCUGCUGGGAGGAAGGGUGGGAUAUAAAUCAAAUAAUAAAUAAAUAAAUAAAAAUCUUUGAAUGCUGCACGGAUACCUAGUAGCCACAGAUUUGUUCAGCCAGUAUAAUAUACAUUUCUGAGCCUUUGCACCUUUGGGGAAAUUCUUUUGAUAAACCACUAUGAUUAAUCAACCAAAAAUGUUGAGAUCUUUGUUACAGUGAAGGCUACAAAGCACCAAGAUAAUGUUAGACUUCAGUUUUAAAGUCUUUGUAAAACUGUUAAAAAGUACAGUUGCAAGUUGUCUCAGCAUUAACAAGACAUUAUUGAAUGAAUGUAUUUAAUAUUUCAUAUUGGAAAUGCAGUAUGGAUUUCUGCAAAUGUUCUCAUAUUUUGUAUUUCAAAUGCUUAUUUCAUAUUUGAACUAUAGUUUGAGCGUAUAGUGUUCUUUAAAAUUUAAGCUAUUCAAAAACUGUAUGUUGCCCAGCUCUGCUUAUUUUCAUUGACAUUUAUUUAUUUCUACUUCAAAAAGUUACAGAAUGUUAACAUGGUGCAUCUAGCCAUCAAAACAGUAAACAAAUUUCUGUCUCUUCCCUCCCCCCAUCUCUCCACCCCCCCCCAAACAGAAUUGUUACUCUGCUGAAGCACAGGGCUUGCUGUGUUAACAUUUGAAUGAUCUUUGACAGUAUAUAAACCAGGGAGGUGGUUGAGAGUCCUCCAUUUUGUUAAUGAAACAGGUUUUGGAAAAUAAACUGGCA
Molecule: messenger RNA, 11164 nt
Organism: Rhineura floridana
Lineage: Eukaryota; Metazoa; Chordata; Lepidosauria; Squamata; Rhineuridae
Product: phosphatidylinositol-binding clathrin assembly protein-like
Exons: 20
Coding region: 615-2582 (655 amino acids)
Biological process (GO): clathrin-dependent endocytosis; synaptic vesicle budding from presynaptic endocytic zone membrane; clathrin coat assembly
Cellular component (GO): clathrin-coated vesicle; extrinsic component of presynaptic endocytic zone membrane; clathrin-coated pit
Molecular function (GO): clathrin heavy chain binding; 1-phosphatidylinositol binding; phosphatidylinositol-4,5-bisphosphate binding
Source: RefSeq, a predicted model, not a curated record